Messenger RNA from Caenorhabditis remanei, 348 nucleotides. RefSeq lists its product as uncharacterized. The transcript has 3 exons. Gene Ontology annotation, molecular function: protein dimerization activity. NCBI's taxonomy places the organism in Eukaryota, Metazoa, Nematoda, Chromadorea, Rhabditida, Rhabditidae. The record is from RefSeq and is a predicted model, not a curated record. The coding region runs from base 1 to 348 and encodes 115 amino acids.
AUGGAGAACAUGAGCAGUAAGAUGUCGUUCACGGAGCCUGGAGUGAGACUUUCGAUCAAUUUGAGGGAGAGAUGCCGAAUGCAUGAUUUGAACGAGGCUCUCGACGAUCUUCGUGCUGUAAUUCCCUAUGCUCAUGGUGGUUCUGUAAGGAAAUUGAGCAAGAUUGCAACAUUGCUUCUGGCUAAAAAUCAUAUUAUUAUGCAGGCCAAAGCGAUAGAAGAGUUGAGUGAAUUAGUGUCCGAAUUAAAGAAGAAGACGUCACAAGAACAUUCAAAUUUGAAUAAGGAAUCAUCGAAGAAGGCGUCCUCCUCAUUAUCAUCAGAUGAAUCCCAUUUUGAUAAUUCCUGA